GCUGAUGAUUUAUUUUGUCGGUGCAGGUUUUAGUCUUCCUCCAUGGCGGCCCUCAUCAAGCUCGGAAGCCUUCUUAGGCAGAGUGCUUUGGCGAGCAGUGCCUCGACCGGCUCGGCUCCUGCCCUGUUCAACGCUGCCCGCUUCAUGUGCGCCGGCCAGCCCGCUGGUGGCAAUAAGCUUUUCGUCGGCGGUCUGGCCUGGGCUACUGACGAUCAUUCGCUGAAGGAGGCGUUCCAAAGCUUUGGAGAGGUCGUUGAGGCACGUGUCAUCACUGAUCGAGAGACUGGAAGGUCUAGAGGGUUUGGUUUUGUGAGCUUUGCGAAUGAAGCUGAUGCAGAUAGCGCUGCAAAAGGCAUGGACGGUCAGGAGCUUGCAGGGAGGAACGUCCGUGUGAACUUCGCCAAUGAGAGGCCUUCGGGUGGUGGCGGCUUCUCACGCGGCGGCGGUGGCUAUGGAGGAGGUGGUGGCUUUGGCGGCGGCGGCGGCUAUGGUGGUGGCGGCGGCGGCUAUGGCGGUGGUGGCCGAGGUGGCGGUGGCUAUGGUGGUGACCGUGAAGCUUUCUAAGGAGAGCGCAGACUAUCAAAUUUAAAAUAAUGCGCUUUUAGGACAGUGUCUUGAUUAUGUGGAACCUAUGUCACGUCUGUCUGUUAUCUGCGAUAGUUGAACUCAAUAGGAGCAGAGAUGUGGUUCUAGUAUUUUUGUUUUUGGUUCGUUUCUUGAUGGUGCAAGAGUUUAAGUCAUGCUGCUUCGAGGCUUGGAUGAGUCUCAAUGGAAGUUCAUGCAUUUUGCCGUAUAUUGCACUGUGUACUUGUGGUGAGUCUCUGAGUUAAGUCGUGUAUGUUAGUCUGAUUAUCAUAAAUUCUCCAAGUAUUACAUUCAAACA
Triticum dicoccoides is the source of this 883-nucleotide messenger RNA. Its product is annotated as glycine-rich RNA-binding protein 2, mitochondrial-like. NCBI's taxonomy places the organism in Eukaryota, Viridiplantae, Streptophyta, Magnoliopsida, Poales, Poaceae. The transcript has 4 exons. Bases 43 to 564 code for a protein of 173 amino acids. Gene Ontology annotation, molecular function: RNA binding. The record is from RefSeq and is a predicted model, not a curated record.